Messenger RNA from Oryctolagus cuniculus (rabbit), 3833 nucleotides. Lineage: Eukaryota; Metazoa; Chordata; Mammalia; Lagomorpha; Leporidae. The record is from RefSeq and is a predicted model, not a curated record.
GAACCUAAAAUAGCAGUCAGUAAGCAGUGACAUACUGACAGUGUUGUGGUACUAAAGGCACAAGUGUCUGCAACUCAGAGCAAUGUGGUGCAUGGAAAGUUUGCUGAGGAGCCUGUGAGGAUAUAAGAAAGCUCUUUCCUACAACUCCUCUUGCAUCUCACACAAAGUUUGAACUUCAGAAUCUUCAGAAAUCCUACGACUUGAAGCUACCCAGGAAUAUAAAAGAUACUUAUGAGUAAAAAAGAUUAUAAAAGAACACAAGAUUUUAUUUGCAACAUCGGUUUUCCUCAGAAGAGAAGCUGGAAUCAAGAGACACAUCAUAAUGAAUUGUGGCUUGUUGCUACCUUUUGUCUUGGGAAUUCCUCUUCUUUGGCAUUGCCUUACAGCAACAGAGAACUCCAAAACACAGAAAAUGAAGCAACUAGUGGCUCCUCAUUCAAGAGUGAAGCGUGGCUGGGUGUGGAACCAAUUUUCUGUACCAGAGGAAAUGAAUACCAGUCAUCUUGUUGGCCGGCUAAGAUCUGAUUUAGACAAUGGAAACAAUUCUUUUCAGUACAAACUUCUGGGAGCUGGAGCUGGGACUAUUUUUACUAUUGAUGAAAAAACGGGUGACAUCCAUGCCGUACAGAGGCUUGACAGAGAGGAACAAUCCCUUUACACCUUAAGAGCUCAGGUAGUCGACACCACCACUGGGAAGGCUGUGGAGCCAGAGUCUGAGUUUGUCAUCAGAGUUUCGGAUGUCAAUGACAAUGAGCCAAAAUUCCUAGAUGGACCUUAUGAGGCCACUGUACCAGAGCUGUCUCCAGAAGGAACUUUUGUCAUCCAGGUUACAGCAAGUGAUGCUGAUGACCCUUCAACUGGCAACAAUGCUCGACUCCUAUACAGCUUACUACAAGGCCAACCAUACUUUUCCAUUGAACCAACAACAGGAGUCAUAAGGAUAUCUUCCAAAAUGGAUAGAGAACUGCAGGAUGAGUAUUGGGUAAUUAUUCAAGCCAAAGAUAUGAUUGGUCAGUCUGGAGCACUGUCUGGAACUACAAGUGUAUUAAUUAAACUUUGGGAUGUUAACGACAACAAGCCUAUAUUUAAAGAAAGUUUUUACCGCAUGAGUGUCUCUGAAUCUGCACCCACUGGGACUUCUAUAGGAAAAAUCAUGGCACAUGACAAUGACAUAGGCGAGAAUGCAGAAAUGGAUUACAGCAUUGAAGAGGAUGAUUCACAGACAUUUGACAUAGUUACUGAUAAUGAGACCCAAGAAGGCAUAGUUGUAUUGAAAAAGAAAGUGGAUUUUGAGCACCAGAACCACUAUGGUAUAAGAGCGAAAGUCAGAAAUCGCCAUGUGAAAGAGCACCUCAUGCAGUAUCAUACUGAAGCUUCCACAACUUUCAUUAAGGUCCAGGUGGAAGAUGAAGAUGAGCCUCCUGUUUUUCUGCUCCCUUAUUACAUCUUUGAAAUAUCGGAGGAAAAUCCACAGAGAUCAUUUGUAGGCAUGGUAUCUGCAACAGACCCAGAUCACCAGAAAUCUCCGAUCAGGUAUUCCAUUAUCAGAAGCAAAGUGUUCAGUAUUGAUGACAAUGGCACAAUCACUACAACUAACACACUCGACCGGGAGAGCAAUGCUUGGUACAACCUAAGUGUUGCAGCCACAGAGAUAUACAAUGUACAGCAGAUCUCGUCAGUCCCCGUAUAUGUGCAAAUUCUUAAUAUCAAUGAUCAUGCUCCUGAGUUGUCUCAAUACUAUGAGACUUACGUUUGUGAAAAUGCAGACCCUGGUCAGGUAAUUCAGACUAUCAGUGCAAUGGAUAGAGAUGAAUCUGUAGAAGACCACCAUUUCUACUUUAAUCUCUCUAUGGAAGACAAAAACAACUCAAAUUUUAUCAUCAUAGACAAUCAAGACAAUACAGCUGUAAUUUUGACCAAUAGAACUGGUUUUAGCCUUCAAGAAGAACCUGUCUUGUACAUAUCUAUCUUAAUUGCGGACAAUGGAAUCCCAUCACUCACAAGUACAAACACCCUCACAGUGUAUGUCUGUGAUUGUGAUGACGAUGGAAACACUCAGUCCUGCAGUAACAAGGAACUUGCGCUUUCCUUGGGAUUCAUGAUGGAAGUCAUAAUCGCUAUUCUGAUCUGCAUUAUGAUAAUAUUUGGGUUUGUGUUUUUGACCUUGGGCCUGACACAGCGGAAAGAGCAGCCUCCGUUUCCGGAGAAAGGUGACGGCUUCCGAGAAAACAUUUUCAGCUACAACGAUGAGGGGGGCGGGGAGGAAGACACAGAGGCCUUCGACAUCGUGGAACUGAGGAGCAGCACCGUCAGGCGCCCACGCCGGCCCCUGCAGGCGGGCCCGGACAGCGCCAGCGCCGACCCCCGCAGCCUGUACCGCCAGUCCCUGCAGGCGGGCCCCGACAGCGCCGACCCCCGCAGCCUGUACCGCCAGUCCCUGCAGGCGGGCCCCGACAGCGCCGUGUUCCGGAGGUUCAUCCUGGAGAAGCUGGAGGAGGCGGACGCGGACCCCUGCGCGCCUCCCUUUGACGCCCUGCAGACCUACGCUUUCGAGGGCACCGGGUCGAGCGCCGGGUCCCUCAGCUCCGUCGCUUCGGCCGGCUCCGAGCAGGAAGAAGACUAUGACUACCUUGCGGACUUAGGCCCUCGCUUUCAACGACUAGCGUGCAUGUUUGGUUCUGCAGUGCAGUCCCAUAAUUAGAGGGUUUCGCCGUCGAAAUGUGGAAAGUGCUCACGUGCGUUUGGGGAAGACGUAGUCUCUUGGUCAAGAGCGACGUGGCUCCUCACGAGAAGAAACUUUAAAGCCCAGGUUGAGCCGAAUAGUUUUCUGAUGUCCUUGCAGUAAAUGGUCCAUGUUAUUUCAAGCCACUCUCCUGUUGUCACUAACAACGGGCUUGCCUACAAUGAGCUACUUGUGCAUGGCUCAAAUACUCUUCCGGACCUUCCAGUGUCAUCCAGUGACAGCCCAUGACAGUGUGAACAGCAAAUUUGAGAGAGGCAAAAAUUUAGGCUUGCUUAAGAUUAUUUCAGUUAUCCUUUUCAUUUCCUUCUGACAAAGUAAGAGUGAAUUGUUCAUAUUUGUUAAGUUCUUGGUAUUAGAGAUAAGUGUUGAAACCUAGGAGAAUCUGGCUGAUUGCAUACACAUUUUAUAACAUGUACUCUAUAUGAAGAAGCAGGCUUUGGGAUUCUAUGGGUCAUUCUAGCUUGAUAUUUUACAAUCUUUGUGAAGAUCUAAACUGUAAUUUCAAUUAAAAUGUUUUCAGUUUUGGAUAGAUGCUUGGUAUGUAUUAAUUAAUCAGAGUUAUACAAGUAAAUCGGUGUCAUUUUUUUACACUAUGUCUUUGUGUUUAAAUGGGGCAUGAAAAUAUAGUUAGAAAUUUGCAUAGAUUAUUAUCACAGGCAGCCCAAGAUACACUCUUACCAUGGCAAAUAUGAGUCAUGAUUUAUUCACUUUUGAAUUCAGAUGUUAUGAAGCUAGAGACAAGUUUGAAAGAUGUUAAGAAAGUUUAAUCCCUACUAAAAAUGAUACAGAUAUGUGGAAGAGGUAUUGGUUGCAAAUGUGAAUUACUAUUCAUCCUAAAGUUUAUAAUCAACUGCACUGAUUCUUACCUUUUACAGAAUAAAAGAAUAUACAAUUCUUAGCAUUUUGUAUUCUGUUACGAACUUAGGAUAUAACUGAUCCUUCAGUGUCAUUUUCUUUUAUUGCUCCGUAUGAAAUUAGGUGCAGUAGUUACUUUUAUUGUGGCAUUAUGAAGGAAGUAAAUGUUAAGCUGUUGGACAUAAAGCUUUAUGGUAAUAUCAGAUAAUAAGACAAUAAAACACUUUAAUUUUAA